Leptosia nina is the source of this 2061-nucleotide messenger RNA. The record is from the annotation of a GenBank genome assembly. Lineage: Eukaryota; Metazoa; Arthropoda; Insecta; Lepidoptera; Pieridae.
AUGGCUGCGACAAGGAAACUGCAAGGUGAAAUAGACAGGUGUUUGAAAAAAGUCACUGAAGGGGUAGAAACGUUCGAAGAUAUUUGGCAGAAAGUUCACAAUGCAACGAACAGUAAUCAGAAGGAGAAAUAUGAGGCGGAUCUCAAGAAAGAAAUUAAAAAGCUCCAAAGGCUACGGGAUCAGAUUAAAUCAUGGAUCGCCUCGGGAGAAAUUAAGGAUAAGAGUACACUUUUAGAAUAUAGGAAACUUAUAGAAACACAAAUGGAAAGGUUUAAAGUAGUAGAACGAGAAACGAAAACAAAGGCAUACUCAAAAGAAGGUCUCGGCGCAGCUCAGAAACUGGAUCCGGCGCAGAAGGAGAGGGAGGAGAUAUCCUCGUGGUUGGCGUCGUCUAUCGAUGCACUUAAUUUACAAAUUGAUCUCUUCGAGUCGGAGGUGGAGUCAUUGCUGGUAGGCAAAAAAAAGCGACUGGAUAAAGAGAAGCAGGACCGGAUGGACGAGCUCAAAACGAAACUGGAGAAGCACAGGUUUCACAUCAAGAAACUAGAAACACUGCUGCGGAUGUUGGACAAUCUGUCCAUUAAAACUGAUCAGAUUAAAGAUAUAAGGGAUGACGUAGAGUACUACAUAUCGGUCGCGAUGGACCCGGGCUUCGAGACGAACUUGGACUUCAUCUACGACGGCAUCGGGGGCCUGGACGAGAUCGAGCUGAGCGGGGUGGGCGCGCCCUCCUGCGCCACCACCGACAGCAACAACAGCAACGACUCGCCCAGAUCUCCCACUAGUAUACUGUCAGGUACAAGUCCCUUAACGUCGCCCCUAGAUCUACACAAUCACACGUCUGAUUCUGUCGACAUCGAUAAGAAGAAGAAAGACGAACCGACCAAACCGGUGAAGCCGCUCCCGCUCCGCGCGUUGUCGUGCGGCUCGGCAGCUAGUCCUAACCUUAGCGCGCUCAAUCACUCCGCUGCGAACAAUAGUAUCAGUGUGAACAGUACGGGGGUGUCUGGAACCUCGACGCCGAUCAAACAGCCCCAACCGAGUUCGCCCCACCAGCGGCCUAAUAACACUGAGGUGUGCGAGAAUGGCCCCGUGUCUGCGCCCGCGCAAGCACCAGCGCCCGUCCCGUCGCAACCCGCUCCAACAGCAAAAAGUUCGUCAGCGACGACGCUCGCGACCGCGAUCGCAAACCCGAUUACGAACGCGAACGCGAGUACGACGAACGCGAGUCAGAACCAGAGCGUGAGCAACACGAGCACGAACAGGGUCACGCCGUCUCCGCCCUCGCCGAUCACGCUGAACGGACCCCUGCAUAAUGCGCACCAUACGCCGCAACAUAUGCUUAACAACGGUAGAGUAAGCGAAACGCCUAGUACGCCAGCGCUAAGCGGGAUCAGUAUGGCGAGCGCGAGUAGUGGAACUAGCGCAAGUAGUAAUACUGCGGCCGCUGCGCCCACGCAGCCCCCGCCAGACCCCCUAGCGACCACUACGCUCAAGAGCAUGGCGCAGGAAGCUGUGCACAGAGCGGGUCUACAGCAAAAUACAAGGCGAGGGGUUCCGUUAUCUCAGGCCCACAUCCCACCGUUAUUAGGUGUAGCGCCAUUAGGACCCUUACCACUAAGUGCGGAGCACCAGCUACAGUUCCAAAUGUUAGAAGCAGCAUACCUCCAUACGCCACACCCGUCGGACUCUGAGCGGACGAGGGUAUACCUCCCGAGGAAUAUCUGUCAGACCCCCGCCUACUAUAAUCAGGUGCUGCUACCUCACUCUGACACAGUGGAGUUCUUCCAGCGGCUAUCGACGGAAACGCUGUUCUUCGUCUUUUACUACAUGGAAGGAACGAAAGCACAGUACCUUGCCGCCAAAGCACUCAAAAAGCAGAGCUGGCGGUUCCACACUAAGUACAUGAUGUGGUUCCAGAGGCAUGAGGAACCCAAAGUUAUUAAUGAAGAGUAUGAACAGGGAACAUACAUAUACUUUGACUACGAGAAGUGGGGCCAGCGGAAAAAAGAGGGCUUCACGUUUGAGUACAAGUACUUAGAAGACCGAGACUUGAACUGA